Oncorhynchus mykiss (rainbow trout) is the source of this 1035-nucleotide messenger RNA. It is a transcript of the gene cnpy1, whose product is annotated as canopy FGF signaling regulator 1. Lineage: Eukaryota; Metazoa; Chordata; Actinopteri; Salmoniformes; Salmonidae. The record is from RefSeq and is a predicted model, not a curated record. Gene Ontology annotation, cellular component: endoplasmic reticulum.
CAACGCCUGGAACAAGCACGUAAGUAGACACUGUCCACUGACAGUAAGGUAGAUAUGAUCAUGGUUCAUUCAAAACAGGCGAACAUUAAAAAACGAACUUCACUUUAGCCGUUUGUUUUAUGUACAGUCAGCAUUCACAACGUUGUCCCUCGCGUCUGAAUCCGACUUCACUGCUGUAACCUACCGUGCUGAAAAGUUCCUAAUUCUUACUCACCUGACUGUUGAAUCAGACUACACAGACUCUGCAAAGAUUCAUCAUUCACUACCCUCUUAACUUUUUGCUAGACCAAGGGGCACCUCAAGGACCACUAACCUCAAGGACCUCUAACACCGGGUACGAAUAUGGCACCAUGGAUUAUUCAAAUUGCCUUGGUGGCAAUGAGUAUCUUAACCGAAACUACUGAAGGGAAAAAAGACACGGUGCUGUAUUGUUCAGCAUGCAGGGCUAUUGUUGAUGAGCUCAAUUAUUCAAUCAGUCAGAUUGAUCCGAAGAAGACAAUCCAUGUGGGAGGCUUCAGACUCAACCCUGAUGGGAGCCUGACUGAUAAAAAGGUCCCUCUUGCUAGGUCUGAGGCCAACUUGAGUGAGCUUCUGGAUGGAGUUUGUGGUAGCAUGAGUGACUAUGCUCUUCAUGUGGACCCAGACACCAAGAUAAAACAAUACAAAAGAUUUGCUCCAAGAAGUUCUGAUGCUGGGGAUUUUCCUGAUUUUAACAAUUUCAAGUUUGACGGCCCAGAGGGAUCCAAUGCCCUAAAAUUUGUGUGUGAAAGCAUUGUGGAGGAGUUUGAAGAUGAUAUCAUCUCUCUCUUUGCCAAAGAGACAGACCAUGUGGUCGACAAGUUAUGCAAUGAAGUAUCAGAUCACUGUAAAGGCGCCAAAUUCCAGAGUGACGAACUAUAGUUUUACAUGCAUCUCUGCUGCCGAUGACCGGACCAGUUUAGAUAUAUAUUUCAAAUGAAGAAAUCAUUCUUGAAGGAUAUUGUAUCAAUCAACUUGAAUACUUAUAAAUAAAGUUUUCUAUUUUGAAUUGAGAUA